AUUGACCAGAAAGGAGCGCAAAGAGUGGUGGACCAGCAGUCAGGGAGUCACUCAGUCAGAGGCAGUCGAUUAAAGACCACUUGAGUGUAAAACCAAGCUAAGAGGGGGGAAGAGCCACCUCUUCUUUACUUCUUUUUAAAAGUUUUUUUUUUUUCUUGAAAGGGAAGCAAUUUUGAGAGUGUGACGGGGAGGCAGGGGACACCAGCUUUCCCUCUGUUUUUGAUUAGCCAUGCUGCUUCUGGAUGAAUCGGAGUCAUUUGCAGACCAGUCCCACAGCGCCCCCUUCAGCUCCCAGAAUGAAGCUCAGGGUGGCGACCCGGCUGUGUGGCAGUGCACCCCUCCCACAUCUACCUCACCUUCGGCAGAGACGCCGGCUCACCCUCCCUCCACCCAGCCCGGGUCAAGACCCCACUCCAGGCCGGCAAGCCAAAGCCCCACUCCUCCCUCUGCCCUGACAGGAACCAAGAAGAGGAGCUCCAAACCUGCACACAUGAGACGCAACAUCAGGAAGUUACUGAGGGAUCAUCAGUUGGAGGCAGUGACCAAAGCGGCCCAGCAGGAGGAGCUGGAGAGAAGGCGACGUCUGGAGCAGCAGAGAAAACAGGAUUUCCCCGUACCGCUGCCGCCUGAAUACACAACUGGCGAUGUGACAACUUGUGCGUCGUCAUCGGCGCCGUCAGUGGCAUCGCAGCAAGAAGUGAAGUCAAGCAGACAGGAUGUGAUCUGUGUGGACUCCAGCAGCACGGGCAUCAGUGAGGACGACAGCAAGGCCGACACACCCGCCUCUGCUACAGCACAACACACAAACAAAACAGAUGUCAUAGAUCUGAGUUCUGGUGAGGACGAGUCCAUCGUCCAUGUUAGCAGCGAGUCCACCGUUGAGGAAGAAGACAGCGAGCCAAGCGGUGCCCACGUCAACGACACCCUCAACCAACCAGACGCCCACGGCAGGGUGCUGGUCAACCUGAACCAUCCAGCUGCAGAGGAGGACAUCUUCCUGUCGCCUCAGCUGGCGAGAGCAGUGAAACCUCAUCAGAUCGGUGGGAUCCGCUUCCUGUACGAUAACCUGGUGGAGUCGGUGGAGCGCUUCAGCAGCAGCAGUGGAUUCGGCUGUAUCCUGGCCCACAGCAUGGGCCUGGGCAAAACGCUGCAGGUCAUCUCCUUCAUUGACGUCCUCUUCAGACACACCCAGGCUCACACCGUGCUCGCCAUCGUACCUGUGAACACACUGCAGAACUGGCUGUCAGAGUUCAACGUGUGGGUCCCACCCCCAGAGGCUUUACCUCCAGACACCGAUCCCACAGCGGUCACGCCACGCACAUUUAAGGUUCACAUCCUCAACGAUGAACACAAGAACACAACAGCCAGGGCCAAAGUGGUGGAGGACUGGGCUCGGGAUGGGGGCGUGCUGCUGAUGGGCUACGAGAUGUACCGCCUUUUGUCGCUGAAGAAGAGCUUUGUGGCUGGAAGGAAAAAGAAGAGCAAGAAAGCAGCAGGACCUGUCGUCAUUGACCUGGAUGAAGAGGACAGGCAGCAAGAGCUACUAAAAGGUAUCGAGAAGGCUUUGGCUCGGCCCGGUCCAGAUGUGGUAAUCUGCGACGAAGGACAUCGCAUCAAGAACUGCCACGCCAGCACGUCGCAGGCGCUAAAGAACAUCCGAACCAGACGCCGUGUGGUCCUCACCGGCUAUCCGCUCCAGAACAACCUGAUUGAAUACUGGUGCAUGGUCGACUUUGUCCGACCCGAUUUUCUAGGUACGCGGCAGGAAUUCAGCAACAUGUUUGAGCGUCCCAUUCUGAACGGGCAGUGUGUGGACAGCACGCCUCAGGAUAUCCAGCUGAUGAGGUACAGGAGCCACGUCCUGCACAGCCUGCUGGAGGGCUUUGUACAGAGACGAGGCCAUGAUGUCCUGAAGGACCAGCUGCCUUCCAAGGAGGAACAUGUGAUUUUAGUGCGUCUGUCUCCCCUGCAGAGGGCGCUCUACACAGAGUUCAUGAACCGCUUCAGAGAGGCAGGAAACACGGGUUGGCUCAGCCUCAACCCGCUGAAAGCAUUUUGUGUCUGCUGCAAGAUCUGGAACCAUCCAGACGUGCUGUACGAGGCUCUGCAGAAGGAAAACCUGGCAAGUGACCAGGAUUUAGACCUUGAUGACAUCACCUCUGCGGGACGAUGUUCAGCUGCACCCAAUCAAAAGCCCAAGAACCUGGACAAUCCCAACCCCGUCGGCAGCCUGAGUCUUAACCAGCUACAAGAGAAAGCCAAUCAGGUCAUCACAUACGAAUGGGCAAAGGAUAUCAUGAACGACUACAAGCCCGGCCUCCUGGAGAACUCCGCAAAGAUGGUUUUGCUCUUCCAUCUGAUAGAGGAGAGCGUCAGGAAGGGAGACAAACUCCUCGUCUUCAGUCAGAGCUUAUCCACGCUGACCGUGAUCGAGGAUUUUUUGGCUAAGAGACCAGUGCCUCCAUCACCCAGUGCACCCAGAGGCAGACCCAACCAAAACUGGGUCCGCAACCUCAACUAUUACAGGCUGGAUGGAAGCACAACAGCCUCAGAGAGAGAGAGACUGAUAAACCAGUUCAAUGACCCCUCCAACACCUCUGCAUGGGUUUUUCUGCUCUCAACCAGGGCUGGUUGUCUCGGUGUGAACCUGAUUGGGGCAAACCGCGUGGUGGUUUUUGAUGCCUCCUGGAACCCAUGCCACGAUGCCCAGGCCGUGUGCCGCGUCUACCGCUAUGGGCAGAGGAAGCCGUGUCACAUCUACCGGCUGGUGUGCGACUUCACACUGGAGAAGAAGAUCUACGACCGCCAGAUCUCCAAACAGGGCAUGUCUGACCGUGUUGUGGAUGACCUGAACCCCGUGCUGACCUUCACCAGGAGAGAAGUUGAGUCUCUUCUUCAUUUUGUGGAAGAGGAACCAGACCCCUCUAGCAUCCACCUGCAGCCCCACGACAGCAUGGAGAGCGUCCUCAGGAAGGGUCUGCAUCUUUAUCCCCACCUCAUUACAAAGCAACCAUUCCCCCACGAGUCCCUGCUGAUAGACCGCAGGGAGCUGAAGCUGAGCAAUGCAGAGAAGAAAGCUGCAAAGAAGGGCUACGAAGAUGAAAAGAGGGCCUCAGUGCCAUACACCCGCCCUUCCUAUGCUCACUACUACCCCGCCAGUGACCAGAGCCUUACCAACAUCCCUGCCUUCAGCCAGAGAAACUGGCGCCCUCCCACUGAGGAGAAGCCGGUGGCCAGUGUCAGGCCAGUCCAGUCAACUCCAGUUCCUAUGAUGCCCCGCCAGGUGUCCACAGGCUCUGCCCCAGGCACUGACUCUUCUAAAUCCAGCCUCGGAGGCUUCCCUGUCAACUGCCUGCAAAAAGCUGGGGUGUUUGUACAGAAAAUUGUCACCACUACUGACAUAGUAAUUCCAGGCACCAACAGCUCAACAGAUGUCCAGGCCAGGAUCACCGCUGGAGAGAGUAUCCAUGUCAUCAGGGGCACAAAAGGGACUUACAUCAGGACAUCUGAUGGCCGAAUCUUUGCCAUCAGAGCAGCUAAUAAGGCCAAGACAGUGGAGGAGAGUUCAACAGCACCACCCAAAGGCUCGCAAGCACCCCCUCCAGAGGCUUCCACUCAUGUCAGUAACGGUUGCCUAUCACCCAAGACCGUGCCCCGCCCUCUUUCACCUGACAGCCCAGAGAUCAUUAACGAGUUGCAGCGCUACACGAGCGGUACAGGAGCGAGUGCUGCAGCGGGCUCCGGCCUUCAGCCGGCAGAGAGCGAUGUGGUUCAGACCAGUGGGAGCAGUGUGGCAAGUGGAAAUUUGUGUCACCAUGAUGCCUCUGUGACUAAUGUAAUUCAGCCCAACAUGGAUGCCACUGCCGCCCAAGACCUGAGAACAGGCUCCAAGCGUAAAGCCUCUACCCCCUCCCUGGAUGAGCGGGCCAGUAAGCAGCCUUCUGCCAGCAAGCACUCCUCAGCCCCCUUGGCCUCGCAGGGCUUCCCCUUCACUGGGGGCUAUGGCCUCCCUCCAAUGGGUCUAAACUCUGCCAUGCUGGGUGGUUCGAUGGGGCAUCCACUCUUCAUGGGGGCAGGCUCACAUUACUUCCCCCCACCCCACACUCAGCUGAGCGACCCUAGUUACGUGUACCCAGAUCGGCAUGGGUGGAACAUGGGUGGAGCCGGCACUAUUCCCACUUCCUCUCCCGCCUCUUCAUCGACAACAACCACCGCUUCUGCUGUCUCCUCUUCCUCCUCAACAUCAUCAUCCUCUGCAUCAGUCAAAGCUGCCAGUUCACUUUCAGGAGCCUUGCCACCAUUCAUGCUGAGCUCCAACAUGGCUAGUAUGGCUGGGAUGCUCCCACCGGGCUUCCCUCUGUCCUAUAGUCCAUCUCUGGCAAGCCUUUACACUAGCUCAAUGCUCCCUGGAGGGGUGCCAGGCCCAGCUGCUACUCCUGGCCCAGCUGGAGCCAGUUUCUUGUCCCAGUAUCCUCCUACCGCUGCAUCCAGCUCCUCCUCAUCUUCCCCAUCUUCCUUCUCCCCCUCAGCUCGAUCUGAGGGCCAGCGAGGCCUGGUUCUGGUGAACAGCGGGAAUGUCAGCAGCAUCAGCAGCUCAGAUGACGAUGAUGAUGUAAUUGAGGUGAGGGGACAGUGACAGAAGAAUGAUGUGGUUUCUUGAGAAUGCUUUCAGAAAUUGUAAUAGUCAUCAAAAAAGGAUGACACCCUAUUUGCCAGGAUGCAGCUUUCCAAGAGUCAAGGCCAAAAAAAAAAAAGAAAUUAAAUGGAAAAACAAUGACAGACAUUUAAGAUAUUGAUAAGUGAGCCCCUGCUGAAGUGUUUCCUCUGCUCAUCUCUACUUGCCUUGAAGAAAUGGUCUGAAUGAGGAUUUAACAGAGACUGGAGUGAUAAUCGUGAUGCUGAAUAUCAGAAAAUGAAUCCCGUGAAAGGCUUAAAAACCCUCCAGAAGCAAGGAGAAAAUGAAAAUCCGAGGACUCUGGGCUUCCAA
Molecule: messenger RNA, 4987 nt
Organism: Archocentrus centrarchus (flier cichlid)
Lineage: Eukaryota; Metazoa; Chordata; Actinopteri; Cichliformes; Cichlidae
Product: helicase ARIP4-like
Exons: 22
Coding region: 230-4636 (1468 amino acids)
Cellular component (GO): nucleus
Molecular function (GO): ATP hydrolysis activity; ATP binding
Source: RefSeq, a predicted model, not a curated record